This is a messenger RNA of Neohortaea acidophila, 1620 nucleotides long. RefSeq lists its product as uncharacterized. NCBI's taxonomy places the organism in Eukaryota, Fungi, Ascomycota, Dothideomycetes, Mycosphaerellales, Teratosphaeriaceae. The record is from RefSeq and is a predicted model, not a curated record. Bases 171 to 1391 code for a protein of 406 amino acids. The transcript has 2 exons.
UUCUGGCAUCACCCGACGAAAAGCAACCCUGGCCGAACGCGUCUGGCACUGCCGCCCGCCAGGGAAUCUAGACCGACCGCGUCGCCGAGACCGUUUGAUUCGUCCAUCUCAUACCGAACAGUAACCGCCCUCUCCAGCUGCCAGCGCGUCGGCCUCCAAACCCGUGUAACAUGUCGAGGACAUCCCAGGACUUCGCAAGGCGAGCUCGGAGGGACUCGCAUGAGGCUAAUUCGCGUGUCGUGAUGCCUCUGAAUUCGUCCGUCGCUUUAAAUCAACCCACUCCUCGUAAUGGCCCGCGGCUUUUCCCUAGAGCGCAUCCCGCUGAUAGCAAUGGCGUGCCCCCAAGACCGGAAUUACCAGAAGGCAGCGUGAUGCCUAAGACCACUACGGCAGUCAACGACUUCACGCCUACGAUUCCAGAGCAAGCGGCGACGACUAGCCGCAGUCCUCCCGCCGAGCGUACAACAACUCCACAGUCAGCAGACGAAGCGCGCCCCUGCUCAAGUCAAAGCAACAGAAACUCGAAAUCGUCCAAGAAGAACAGCCUCGUCGCCUUCCUCACCCUCAAAGAACCCUCCACCAAAGCACUGGAAGACUUCGCCGACGCGGAGCGGGAAAAGGCAAAGCAGAAAGGCGCCGCCGCCGCCACAGCCUCAGCAGCCGUGCCGCCCGGCGUCUCCACGCAGAAACUCCCGGACUACGUGCCCAAAGUCAACAGCAAGUGGGACGGAAUGCCCGAAAGCGCGAGCCGCAAGAGCGCGGAUCUCGGCCCCGACGACGGCAGGCGGAAACAGAGUACUUCGUCUAAGCACUCGCGUCGCAGUCCCAAUUCGUCUAAUCCGAGCACUUCUCCGGACCUGGAGAGCAGGCCUACAAGUCCCGCUGUUAUGCGCAACUUCGCGGCUGCGGGGCUGUAUGAGGCUCAUGGAAGCGGGAGUGAGUCGGCUGAGAGCAGGAAGCCAUCUCCAAGUGCUCCCCUGGCGGCAGCGGCAACACCGGAGUCGAGAAGUGUCGAACUAAAGAACGAAGAGCCAAUACUCGCGCCGUUACUCCGGCCGUACGAACCGCCUAUUCCCCCCAGAUCGCCGGAGAGAAAAUCUUUCCAACUCAACAUGGGGCCAUCUAAGGCGGGAGAGGACACGAAGACCACAGAAACGACUUUACCGAAGAUGAACGAUGCUCCCGUGCUAAAAGCUACGAGUGUCCAGCCGGACUGUGCUGGUCUGCAGGUCGUGUCUGCACUGAUCUCUGAGGCCGAGUCGGAUCGCAAACAGGAUGUUGUAGCGGCAACAGCUCCGCAUUCGAACCCUACAGCUGUGCGACCAAUGAGUGCUCGCACGGCUGUCAACUUCAGCAGACCGUUGCGGCCGCGGGAGACGGGACCUGGUUGACGAUUUGUGCUGCGUUGUUACAUAUCUUUAAUCACCAAAAGGACGGCGCCAUCAACUUCAGCCGCCCGUUACAUCCUCGGGAGGAAAGGCCGGUUGACGACUUGUACGGCCUUUCGCAUAUGGUCAAUCACCCAAAACGGAAUCGGACAUGAUGACGAGGAUGCAAUGGCGCCACAGCCUUAUGCCGGGACCCAGUGACCAAGUCGACUGCACUCACAGUCAACAUGGC